UAAAAAAAGGAAACAGAUAAGAGUAGGAUGGAUCUAGCAGUUGAAAGGGCUAUAAAGCUAGGAUGCAACUACUGACAAAUUCAAAGGGUGUAAAAUUCAAAGUAUUAAAGUCAAAGUAUUCUUUAUCAUGAAUGCAUUGUGUCUACUAUUAGCAGUGAUCUACUGCUGUACUAAUGUGAUUGGAAUAUGUCAUGAUAAUAAUUCUCCUUUCUACAGUGACUCAAGUGUUACUGCUCCUAUUGAUUGUCCUGUUGCUAAAGAUUGCAAGGCAUGGUUUGAUGCUGGUGCUACUAAUAGUGGUGUAUAUCCUAUCAAACCUGAUGGAGACUCACCUUUUCAAGUUUACUGUGAUAUGGAGACUGAUGGUGGUGGAUGGACUGUAUUUCAGAGGAGACAAGAUGGAUCUGUUGACUUCCUUCGUGGCUGGUCUGAAUAUGAGAAAGGAUUUGGUAACCUAACAGGAGAGCAUUGGCUAGGACUAAGAAGCAUUAAUCGUCUCACUCCUCAAGGAUCAAACUAUUUAAGAGUUGAUCUUGAAGACUUUGAAGGUAGGAAAGCUUACGCAAAAUACAGCAGUUUUGAGAUACUUGAUUCAUACACACAAUAUACUCUUGUCAUUGGAAGCUAUACAGGAAAUGCUGGAGAUUCAUUGAGUUUUAAUAACAUGAUGAAGUUCUCAACUAAAGAUAGAGAUAAUGAUGCUGAUGGUGGUAGUUGUGCAUCACGUCAUCCUGGAGCAUGGUGGUUUAAAAACUGCUACCGUGCACAUCUCAAUGCUCCUUAUUCUCCUAGUAGUUCAGUGAGUACAUGGCAAGGAAUCAUAUGGAAUACUUUCAAAGGCAAUAGUUAUUCCUUAAAGUUUACAGAGAUGAAAGUUAGGCACCAUAACUAACUUUGUGAAGAAGAAAAUUUAACCUUAAUGACUGAGGUCUAACACUACACAUUAUUAGUUGCUGCUUUGUUUCUAAUUUUCUAUUAAAAUUCUAAUAGUGACAAUUAUAAUAGUAA
Messenger RNA from Amphimedon queenslandica, 1008 nucleotides. Its product is annotated as fibrinogen C domain-containing protein 1-like. The transcript is spliced from 3 exons. NCBI's taxonomy places the organism in Eukaryota, Metazoa, Porifera, Demospongiae, Haplosclerida, Niphatidae. The record is from RefSeq and is a predicted model, not a curated record. Bases 128 to 892 code for a protein of 254 amino acids.